Ceratina calcarata is the source of this 8627-nucleotide messenger RNA. It is a transcript of the gene acj6, whose product is annotated as abnormal chemosensory protein 6. Gene Ontology annotation, molecular function: RNA polymerase II cis-regulatory region sequence-specific DNA binding; DNA-binding transcription factor activity, RNA polymerase II-specific. The record is from RefSeq and is a predicted model, not a curated record. Bases 799 to 1989 code for a protein of 396 amino acids. Lineage: Eukaryota; Metazoa; Arthropoda; Insecta; Hymenoptera; Apidae. The transcript is spliced from 4 exons. Gene Ontology annotation, biological process: regulation of transcription by RNA polymerase II.
AAGAGUUCGUCCACGGAGCACUCUUCGCCGGCCAGUCAGCGCCAAAAAGUGCACAGCUCCAGGACGACAUCCGCGCACGUACGCUCGCGCCCGAGCAGCGACGACAGCUCGAAACUGAACGUGAACUGCUUUUUUUUUCGUUUCACCAAUCGGUCAUCGUGGACGUUCGCCCGGUGGCCGACCACAAGAAUCGCCCAACCGUUCGUUCCCGAUGUGACGAUCCUCGGUCGACGGACCUCGACGAGAUCAGCUGCUCCUUGAUACUUGGAACCUCGACCGAAUUCCUCUCUACCACGUUCCCGACGUGCAGUGCGUAUGAUCUGGAAAUCGAGCGAAUCGGUCGGCCGAUCGAUCGCCGCCAUGACUGACACGUAAAGAACGAGACCGUGUGAUCAGAGAUCCAGCCACCCGUGGUACGCGAUAGUGUGCAACAUGCGAAGGGAUCGACGGUCACCUCGAUCGACCGCAGACCAAUCGGCGGACUGAUCGGUAGUCCGCUCGAUGAAACCCAGGAUGAUGAGUGGUGACUCGUAAACAGAGUGUGAUGAGAUCGAAAUACAUUGAAAGCUACUAGAUCGACCAAAGUGCUUGCAUCCGUGUACGUGAAGGUGAUAGUAGUAAUCCUAGACUGAGCAACGUGCGGGAGGUACGGACGUUCGUCGUCGGACAGAUGCGAACCGCGAACACUGACGCGAAACAAAAGCGCGGCUGCCGCUGGUGGUAUCGUUACGUUUGAGGGUGCCGGUUGCCGACCGGUUUCCUCUUGAGCCCGGCAGUUUGGACUUGGCUAGCUGCAGGAUGAUGUACUCACCGGACAAGAUGAUGGGGAGCAAGGGGCUCCACGGGGCACCGAUUACAGCCCCGGGCUGUUUCCCUUCGGGAAGGUAUUCGCCGCCGGCUUAUCGAGCCGCACCGGAUCCCAUGCCGCCACCGCCGCGACGCUGCAUGCCCAAUCCUACAAGUCGUAUCUUGGAAGAUGCCUCCAUUAUGUGCAAUUCCUGGUCUCCGAGGCAUAAUGGUGACUUGUUCGGGGGCCUGAACAGCGGCCUACAAGACGGCUUACUCUCGAGGGCGGAGGCUUUGGCGGCGGAUUUGGGAAAACACAACGCGGGUACGCCGAUGCCUUUGAAGCACGACCCCGUCUCAGUCUAUCAUCACGGAGCCCACAUGCCCACCCCACAUCCGAAUAACCGGCCACAUCAUCAGGUACAUUCACACCUCUUUAUGAGUCAUCCGGGGAUGGAGAGUUUGGAUAUGUUGGACCCAGCGAACUCGAUGACCACUCUGACGCCGAUGUCGGAGAACACCGGCGGAGGGCCAGGCCAUCACGCGGGUAUCCACGGUCCCUCCGUUUACGGUGGGAUGAACGGGAUGAUGGGUCAUCACCAUCAUCACGGGAACCUCGGCGGUGGCGGAGGAAGCGUCCCUCAUCCGGCGCACCAUCAUCCAGCAAUGGCAGCGGCGGCCGCGGCAGCCGCUGCCGCAGGCUUGCAUCCAGACGCUGACACAGACCCGCGAGAAUUAGAAGCGUUCGCCGAGAGGUUUAAACAGAGACGCAUAAAGCUGGGCGUGACGCAAGCCGACGUUGGGAAAGCGCUGGCGAACCUGAAGUUACCGGGCGUCGGGGCGCUGUCUCAGUCGACGAUAUGUCGAUUCGAGUCGUUGACGUUGUCGCACAACAACAUGAUCGCGUUGAAACCGAUCCUGCAAGCGUGGCUGGAGGAGGCAGAGGCGCAGGCGAAGAACAAGAGGAGAGACCCAGACGCACCCUCGGUGUUGCCCGCUGGGGAGAAGAAGAGGAAGAGGACGAGCAUAGCCGCGCCCGAGAAACGAUCUCUGGAAGCGUACUUCGCGGUGCAACCGCGGCCGUCCGGCGAGAAGAUCGCCGCGAUCGCAGAGAAACUCGACUUAAAAAAGAACGUGGUGCGAGUCUGGUUUUGUAACCAGCGGCAGAAGCAGAAGCGCAUGAAAUUCGCUGCUCAACAUUGACCCGAGGGUGGCUUGUGACAGCAAAACUGACCGUAUCAGUUGCCCAGUCUCGAGCCUAAACCAGAACCCUUGACCGAGUUCCAAGGAUGGCCGUGAAAGAAAGCACGGACGACGUGAGAGGAACGGUGGACGCCUGCGAGAAAGGGAACGCCUCGACCGUGCUGGCGCGAGAGUGCACACGCGUGUGCGCGUACAUUAGCCACGCACGUCGAUGGGGGUGAUUCGCGGACACGAUUUCUCUCGGUUGGAGGUGAUUCGCGGACAAGCUAGCUCGAUGCUGUGGCCAAGUGAGCGACGCUCAGACUGUCACAGGCUUAAUAAUAUUUCUGCGGUUCUUCAAAACCCGCGCGCGUCGCGCGCGAUCUUCUCGACGCGUCUCCCGGUUAGGUUUCCACCGGAAGCUGACGAUUCUUAGCGCAUCGAUUCGCGGGCCUCUUCCAUCUUCCGCGUUCAACCUCAUUUCUCACCGUAUGAUUGUGAUGGAUUAUAUUUUACAAAGUGGUGUUUACUGAUUUUAAACGACGGAACAUUAAAUUAUUCAUUGCUCGUCGAGUUCCAUCCGUUUCAACCGCCUCCCAAGAAAAGUAAAAGAAAAUUAACAGUUUCCAUUUUAUAAAAGAGAGACUCAUCUUUGUUUCACAUUUUUGACGCGACAUUUGAAAUUGAAGCGACGCGUCUUACGUUUAAGAUCGUGUGAAAGAAGUAAACGCAAUUGGUAAUAAGGAGAAACGCUGGCGUUAUGAACUCGGUGAUACGUCGUACAUUGCAUAAGAAUAUCGUAUAAAACGACAUAAAAACACCCUUGCAGAAGAACUAGAUCAAAUCAUCUGUAAAGUGAGAUAGAAUUUGUGAAGCAUAUCAGCUACGAUCGCGAUAAAACAGUUUACGAGGGUACCCGCCCCUAGACCGACCCGCGUAGACCGUGAAUCGUCGUUGAUGCUGAUUUCAUGAUCACAGCUUCUCCUAUAAAAGCAUACAUUUAAAUUCAAAUUCGCCGGUUGUCCUAAUCACAAUUCCUGCUUCGACAGAAUUAAACACAGAGCAUCGAUCGCCACGGAACGGUCGACUGCAUUUUAAUAAACUUCUCCAGAAAUUGAUAAUUCGAUAUUAUUUAAUUCGAGAUACAUUCAGCAAUCCUACAUUUAAUAAUCGAGUUACAAAAUCAGAAAACACCCGAAUAUAUUUAUGACGAAAUGAAAGGGAAGAGGAAGAAGGGUUUCUCGCUGAACGGGAAAUAAUUUGAAUUACAACGAAGUACAGCCGAUCGAUCGUCGACGCGUCUUGAAAAAAGUACAAUUCGAAACAUAAGAUAUAAAAGUACGUAUUGUUAUGAAAUCGUCGCGCAGAGACAUUGCGCCGAGCAAAUAAAGUGAUAUUAAUCCUAAUAGACACUCAGUGCAGUGUAAAAAGUGAAAAGCUAGAGAGAAAGAGAGAGAGAGAGAGAGAGGAAGAGCGAGAGCGUGAGAGAGAAAGGGAAAAGAGGUAUGUGUGUUAUACUAUAAGUAAAUGUAAAAUGCCGAUAUGCUCCUGGAACGAAUCUCUCUUCGACUAUUUUCUUGAUGUUAUGUUAUCUGAAAUAAAUAAGGAAACUAGAUACAGAAUUUGGACUUUAAAUCGUCUGUAUUUUCAAUUGACAAAUGAAAUGUGCAUAUAAAAUAGUUCAAACUUGCAGAUCUUUGUUUUAUCGGUUCUGAAUAUUUAAAACACUUAAUUUCCUUACACAUAUAUGUCCUUUGAUCAGAUUAUAAACUGAUGCUGCUUCAUCGUUACAAGUUAUUCAGGAUUCGUUCCAGCGUAGUGUAUCGAUUAGUAACGACGAGGAUGAAAGCACGAAGGAGGUGAUGAACCAAGAAAAGGAGGAAAAACGGAAUGGGGAGAUGAAAAGGAUGUGUUACGUAGUGAUAUUGGACAAUCAGUGAAAAGACUGUAUCAUAUCAUAUUGAAGCAAUACCGUAGUAUUAGUCGACGAAUUAACGAAACUUUAUUUGUACCCCCUCGUGAUUGACCGCGCGUUCCCUGUACACAAAUGAGAAUUGUUUUCACGCGAAAAGAAGAAGGAACGGGAGGUGCAGAACAAACGAGAACGAAGGGAAUGAGAGGAGUAUCGUUCUUCGCACGAAACGAAUCAGUGUCUAUCAAAGCAAGUAUUUUCAAUGAAUAGGAUGCGACAACGAUUUUCAGCGCGCGGUGAACAAAACUCGCAUGGCUACGGGAGCGCGAUUGAUCGCCGAACGAACAGCUGCGAAAUUGAUAUCUCUUAUUAAACUCUUUGGAAACUACUCGCCGUAUUUUACGACUGGUGCGAUUAUACAUAUAUUUUUGUUUUCUGACCGAUUUCGUCGUCCCUGGGCGACGCGAAAAUCGUUUUAAAAAAUGUAAGUAAUCGAAAUAUUCGUAGAACCGGGUGCGCCGGAGCCGAUCACGCGACACUGAUCGAUCGGGGAAAUCGAAGUACGGACCGACGGGUAGGGACGAUCGUGGAAUAAAAAAAUAACGAGAGGAUGUAACGAUCAGCGAUCGAGCUCGAAUAAUUCGCGCGCAUUCAGCAAUACCGCGGGGAUGUUUCGGUGACCAGAGCGAUACGUCACUGUAAUAGUUAAAAUGUAAGCGAGAGAGGAAGGUAGUAAUUUUUAAAUUGUACAUACGUAAGAGGAUAGGUAUUUUCUAGAGAAAUAAUAGUCUGUUAUCAUUCUACUAGAUAAUGGAGAAAAAAAACGAUUCUAGUGCAAUAUAGAGUUUAACUACAUUUAUUAUUAUUAUUAUUAUUAUUAUUAUUAUUAUUAUUAUUAUUAUCAUUAUUGACGCAUUCGUUAUUGCUCGUUAUUUUGUCUCUUUCUCUCCUCCUUCUAUUCCUAUCUGACUCGUUUCGAGCCGAAAUUGCUGUCGGACUCACUUUUGCAGUGCCACUUACAAUAUUUUAUUUUCUAUUCUCGUUUAUCAAAAAUAUCAUUUUCACAUCGAUCGCGUGUCGCCGACGAUUAACACGUGACUUGCAGACUCGCAAGUGAAAUUUUAAAAAAGGGACCGACUCACCGUUAGUUUCACGAUUAACAAUCGCUUCGCAUAAAGGGCGAACAAAUCAACGUAGCAAGUUCCAUUCGCGUCCAUCGAUCCGCCCGUUCCGCUCGAAAAUCACAGCGGUGUCCGUGCACGAUUCACGGUGAUCAUUGUGAUGUUUCGUGGUAUAUCAAUGUCGUUCGUUCGCUUCCAGAUCGAACAGGUAUAACGUGAAAGGGUUGACGGGUAACUCAGAGAACGGUGCACCACCGCGUUGAGCUUCGUUGAUCCUUCCGUCGUUUCAAAUAACGAUCGAUGUGCGGAACACGCGAUGCGAUACCGAUAAAUCUGUAAGUAUUCCUCGAGUUUUCUGUACGAUAAUCGAAACCCGCAGUCGUCGUUAACUUCGAUACGUGAACGUGAAAUAGAUCAGGUAACCAACGAACGCAUUAAUUUCUCUCCCUUUACAUUCUGUGUUUUAAGGCUACUUUGAAUUUACGAAAACACAGGUUUAUGGUCAAGCCAUAAUUUAAAACGACAAACAGGUUUCAUGCUUUGGCAGGAUUGAAGGACCCAAGGCUGUAUACAGCAUUCGAGUUUAGAAUUACAAUCAUAAAAGUAUAUACUACGUGGAUAAAUGAAUCAGAAUAUAGAACCAAUUGAAACGCUUCUUACAGCCCUACCUCUUACUUCAUCUUCUUAAUUUCAAACUCCUAAAACUGAAGCUUAUAUCUUCUUCGUUACAAAGAAACGAACAAUAACGAUAAUUUUUUAGAACGUACUUCGAGCACGUUAUCCUUUCGUCUAUCAGAUUCUUCUUACGUAAAAACGAUUCGCGACUAAUCCGAAAGAAUACAGUCUAAUCAGCUUGUAAUCUAAUUAUCGUUGGGGAGCCCAUUUCCCUCUUCGAAUGGCGAUCGAAUAAAACCGAUCGGUUCGAGCUGACGCACGAGAUCGCUCGUAUAGACGCGAGGGUCUUUCGAGAGACGACACGUUCUAGACAUUAAAGACAGGGUAACAAGUCAUAUCGCAAUAUGCUUUUUAACAGUUAUUAUGUAUCGUCGUAAUGUACAUCUAGAAGCCUUGCUGUUUGGCGCGAGUAGGUAUAUGCGCCGUGAACAUACUUUCCCCAAAUCUCGUACCUAUUUAAGACGAAACAAGACAAAUCUCUAGGACAGUAUUUUGCAUACGUGUAUCAUAUAAAAGAAAGCAAUUCGCGUGAAUCUGUAAGGAUCUCAUUUCCGUUUGUUCAAGCAGAGAAGUAAAGCGAAUGGAAAAUUUUUCUCUACGAUAGAUCUAUAAUCGUUUCUUUUAGAAUUACGCUAUCACAAAUCUAAGGGAUUCGAACCUCUUUUUGAUGUACUCUGCGUGCCAAGUUAUACUUCGAAGUGAACAAAAACAGCUGCGUUGCAAUUGAAAUGCAUGUACAAUCCGGUAUGUCAUUGAAUUCUUAGCAAUAAGAAGACACUCGCUCUUUUUACUUGUGAAUAGAGGAAAGAAAAUGUAGGGACGUUAUGUACAUAAAAUCGUGUUACACGCGUGGAAUGAUUCGUGUGAUUCAUGAAGGUAAUCGAAUCUUCUUCGAGCAAUUCUCUUCCAGAGAUAAAUAUUUGAAUAUUUUAUUUAGUAAAAUCUCAAAUGUAUUUUCACUUUACAACUUUUAUUAAUUAUUCAAUCUGUAAAAAGUUCGUAAAUUAUUCACAGCGAACGUUGGUCGAAGAUUUGAUUUUUCUAAUUUCAAUAGAUCAUCCCAUGCUGACGUAUACUCGGUUCCAUUUUUCUAAAACAACGAAUGGAAAAUACAUUUGAAGAGGUCGCGUAUACCUACAUGCGUGAAAGAUCGAAGAUUCUCAUGUAUAAUAUGAAUAUACACCGUGCGUAUGCACGUACGCAUACACCCGCAAACUUGCACAGGUCGAUGCACACGUGCAUACGGAUACGCUAUUUCUUUAUUUGUAUAAACAGUCGCAGGCCGCGACCGUAUCGUUUCGAAUGCUUAAUCGAGAGACGCAUAAUAACCAGAGGAGUAUUACGUUGACACGUACAACUAUAAAGAAAAAGAUUUGUAUAAAGGAUUACGAGAGCUAACUAAUUAGUAUAAAUAAUUACUAUCGACAAUUAGAUUGAAUGUUCAUAAUAAAUCUAAAGAAGCCGAAAUGAAUUGUUAAACUUGCAGUCUUACUCGUAGAUAUAUGCGCGAUCAACGUCUUUCGACUGGGUUCAUUCUGUUGGUCACGCGGAAUUGUUUACGGUGGCUCAAUGAAUUCUCACUCGAUUACGCUUUCUCAUUUCGCGUUACAGACAUGAGGAAUUUAUUUCUGACCACAAGCGAAAUCGCGUCUGUUUCAAAAUAGAAAAUAAGAUACGUAUUUUGAAAACCUUAUCAUUGCUCAAAAUUAUAAGCAUCUCACUAUACGUUGAUUGAUACAUCUUGUUUCAAAAAUUUUACUAUUUCUUAUAAACCCGUCAGCUACAGCGUUCGUUACUGUAAAUUAUACAUUAUGCAUAUAUAUUGUUGAGAGGAAAGAGGGAAGUCUAUUAUUUAUGCGAUUCGUGGAAUUUUCUAAUACUUAUAAACGAACACACUGUUAAGAUUUUUAUUUAAUUUGUAUAAAACGUUGGCAGACUUCUCUUCGUUGUCGUUGAACAAAAGAAAUUCAGAGAAAAUUCGGGUAUAGUCAUAAGCGUACGAGGAUGCAUAAUUAAUUUGUACGAAUUGAUUGUAUAGAAAACGAACGAACGCAAUUUGAUGAAAGAAAGAGUCCUGUAAAAUACGACGAGGUCCGGGUAAGAAUGUAUUGUAAAAGUAUCCGAUAAAAGAAGCACCGUUUUAUGAGUAAGAACAUAAUUGACGAACGAAUAUAAUAACGUAAUAAAGACAUAUCAUAAAAGUAUUAGUUUAAUUAUCUGAUAUUGUAGAAUUUCUAUGUAAAUAUGUUGCGUGCAACUUGGAGCCAGGUUCCGAGGCGUUGAUGUAAAGUUGACGAAUUAAUUAAACUCGUGACGGCUAGCGAGGAGCCACGACCAGAGUCAGUUAUCAUCGUUACCCUCGUUUGAUUCGUGUAAAGCUUUCUCAUUGAUUCUCUACCGUUCCUGCGUAGACACCUUUCAUCAAUUUGUAUAUAGUUAAUCGAGAACGUAAACGUCUUUGUAAAUUGUUAUGUGAUGUAAUGAUUUACGCACUAGUUAAAUUUCUAUUCGCUUCCGGAUGUAUCUACACGAUAUCCUCGGCCGGAGAACGCAUCCCGUCGCGAGAAGGGAUUCGUUCGCGUCGAUUUUAUGGGUACAGAGAAUUUUUGUAAACCUGUCACAUAGUGUACGAUAGUUUUUAACGAGAUUUUUCAUUUGAGAUCCGUCGUUCCCUCACCUUGGAACGGCUACGGAUAGAUUGUAGAUUACGUGUAAAGAGAAAUCUCUUCGAGAAAUAGUAAAUUUUUUUCUUAAAAGCGGAACAAUUAAGAAAGUGAUGUUUCUUAAAAGCACACCAAAUUGCGCGCAAUGUAAGACGAAAAAAAAGACGAUUUUCCUCCAUACUGUACAUAUCAUGUGCCAUAUCUCAUUUACUAUACUUUGUGUCCAACUUUGUUCCAAGUACCUACUCAAUUAUAAAUAUUAUAGUAUAAUAAAGUAAACCUUGAUGU